AAUGGAAGUUACUGGAGUAUAUUUAGUGGUGGCAGUGCUUGUCGCCGCCGUGAGCUCUACCGUCGUCAACUCCUGUCCACCGUCAGACCGGGAAGCGUUGUUGGCGUUCAAGUCCGCCUUGAAUGAGCCGUACUUGGGCAUCUUUAAGACCUGGGCCGGCACCGACUGCUGCACUAACUGGUAUGGUGUCAGCUGCGACCCGACUGACAGCCGGGUCAAUGACAUUAACCUACGAGGCGAGUCGGAAGACAAGAUUUUCGAGAGAGCCGGCCGGUCCGGUUAUAUGACCGGUUCAUUGUCGCCUUCUAUCUGUUCGUUGGACCGGCUUACGACGCUUGUGGUCGCCGACUGGAAGGGAAUUUCUGGUGAGAUACCUGCGUGUCUCACUUCUCUCCCUCACCUCCGUAUCCUAGACCUCAUCGGAAACCAGAUCACCGGCAAAAUCCCUGCCGACAUCGGAAAGUUAGGAAAACUCACUGUUCUGAACGUUGCUGACAACAAAAUCAGUGGUGAGAUCCCGUCGUCGAUUGUGAACCUUGGGAGUCUAAUGCACCUAGAUCUAAGCAACAAUCAAAUCACCGGCGUAAUCCCGGCGGAUCUUGGAAAGCUAUCUAUGAUGAGCAGGGCUCUACUAAACCGCAACCAAAUUACCGGUUCUAUCCCGAGCUCAAUUGCCGGCAUUUACCGUCUCGCGGACUUGGAUCUGUCGAUGAACAGGAUCUCCGGUUCAAUUCCUGCUCAACUCGGCUCAAUGCAGGUCCUCUCCACACUCAACUUAGACAGCAACCAAAUCACCGGCGAAAUUCCUGUAAGUCUACUAAGCAACACUGGUCUAAACAUCGUGAACCUGAGCCGGAACUCUCUCGACGGCUACUUGCCGGACGUAUUCACUCCGCGAACGUACUUUUCCGUACUGGACUUGUCGUUCAACAAAUUGAAAGGCUCGAUACCGAAAUCUUUAUCGGCGGCGAAGUACAUCGGACAUUUGGACCUCAGCAAUAACCACCUAUGUGGUUCGAUUCCGAUGGGAUUCCCAUUCGAUCACCUCGAAGCGUCGUCGUUUACCAACAAUGACUGCCUCUGUGGGUCGCCGCUCAUGCGGGUUUGCUAGUACCACGACGUCGUAUCCUGUUCCGGUUCAUUGAUUACCGUUACUUAACGGUGCACAAUAUGUGUGCGCUUUGUGGUUUAUUUUUUUUAAAUAAAAAUUAAAAAACUUAUCCAAUAUUAAGAAAUGUUAAUAUACGUCGUCGGGAUGAACGUGAAGAUGUGACACGUAGGAUUCUGUAUAUCUAAGGACUAUUUUGUAAUUUUUACCCCGGUUGGGUAGAUCUACGUGUAAUUGGUUGCUUCUUGAAUCUUGAUAAUGAACAUCUCAUAAUAGAGUCAAAAAA
This is a messenger RNA of Cynara cardunculus var. scolymus (artichoke), 1394 nucleotides long. RefSeq names its product DNA damage-repair/toleration protein DRT100. The transcript has a single exon. The record is from RefSeq and is a predicted model, not a curated record. The coding region runs from base 2 to 1111 and encodes 369 amino acids. Lineage: Eukaryota; Viridiplantae; Streptophyta; Magnoliopsida; Asterales; Asteraceae. Gene Ontology annotation, molecular function: protein binding.